AUGGCCGCAGCAAUCCCGUGCCCACCCCGCGGCAUCUACGUCCCCGCCGUGGCCUUCUUCAACCCCGACGAGACAAUCGACUUUGAUGCAAUCCGAGCGCAUCUCACGCGCCUGGCCAAGGGCGGCGUCGACGGCCUCGUCAUCCAGGGUUCCAACGGAGAGGCCAUGCACAUGCUGCACGACGAGCGGCAGCAGGUGCUGAGACUAGCCAGGGAAGUCCUCAACGAGCACGGCAAGCCUGGGUCCGUCAUUGUGGCGGGAUGCGGCGUCCAGAGCACGAGAGAGACAAUCCAGCUGUGCCGCGAGGCCAAGGAGGCGGGCGCCGAUUAUGCGCUGGUGCUGUCGCCGAGCUACUGGGUUGGCGCAAUGCAAAAGCCCGUCAUCUUCAAUUUCUUCAACGACGUCGCCUCCGCCUCUCCCAUCCCCAUCGUCCUCUACAACUUCCCCGCCGUCACCGGCGGCAUCGACCUCGACUCGGACAUGAUCAUCAACCUAGCCGUCGCCAACCCCAACAUUGUCGGCGUCAAGCUCACCUGCGGCAACAUGGGCAAGCUGCAGCGCAUCGCCCACGACCCGCGCAUCGGCCGGCCCUUUGCUGCCUUUGCCGGAAAGACGGACUUUUUCCUGCACGGCCUGGUCGGCGGCUCUCAUGGUGUUAUUGCUGCCACGGCGAAUCUACUGCCCAAGACGCACCAACACAUGCUGCGGCUGUACGACGAGGGCAAGCUCAAGGAGGCCCAGGAGCUGCAGACACGGUUCAGCAGGGCCGACUGGGCGCUCGUCCAGCUGGGGAUUGCGGGCAUCAAGGCGGCGCUGCAGAAGUACUAUGGGUACGGCGGUGGCCGGAGCAGGAGGCCAUUGGGGAGCACCGUGGAUGCGGCCAAGUUGGAUGGCGAGGUGGACGUGGCUGUGGGAGGGCUGAUUGAGCUUGAGAAUUCGCUGUGA
Messenger RNA from Trichoderma breve, 945 nucleotides. Its product is annotated as dihydrodipicolinate synthetase family domain-containing protein. NCBI's taxonomy places the organism in Eukaryota, Fungi, Ascomycota, Sordariomycetes, Hypocreales, Hypocreaceae. Gene Ontology annotation, molecular function: 4-hydroxy-tetrahydrodipicolinate synthase activity. The transcript is spliced from 2 exons. The coding region runs from base 1 to 945 and encodes 314 amino acids. The record is from RefSeq and is a predicted model, not a curated record.